Molecule: messenger RNA, 2110 nt
Organism: Jaminaea rosea
Lineage: Eukaryota; Fungi; Basidiomycota; Exobasidiomycetes; Microstromatales
Exons: 1
Coding region: 178-1902 (574 amino acids)
Source: RefSeq, a predicted model, not a curated record
CGCACGGCCCCGGACGCGUCUAAACGCCGCUUUCCUUCAAUCCUUCGCAACUACUCUAGAUCAGGAUCAUGAGGCCAACAGGUUCCUCGAACACAGCAUAGAUGGUCGCAUCCGCCUCCAAAGUUGCAGCAGCUGGUCAACUGAGACGUCCGAGCCUUCUGCCGGGGCAAAGCGAUCAUGGGCCGAGUAUCUCACCUGGGAGCAAACAGUCGCGAGGAGCCCGGCGCUGAUUUGUCGCUCCCUUUGGAGCUGUGGCAGCGCGUCCUCUUCUUUGUCGACGCCUGGCUGCUCGAAUAUGAUGAGGCGGCACGAAUUUCAGGAGAGCGCACACGGCGUGCGACGCUUUAUGCGCUCAGCCUAGUAUCGUCGCCGCUACAUCACAUUGCCCAGCCACACCUGUACUCCUUUCCCUGUCUCUCAGACGGAGACGCUCUGGACGAGGGGAGACAGCAGAGGUAUUGGGCAGCUAUAUGCGCGAAACCGGCACUCUGGUCCUACGCAAGGGGUGUCUUUCUCGGUCGAAGGCGUACAGGACCCGAAGAAGCCGGCCAAGAGGGCAGUGGCAGCCUGGCCUCGCUUCGAGCUACGACCGUACGCGCUCGCAGCCUGGCUCAAGCCAUUUCAGGCAGCUCCACAUCUUCCUCGGCGUGGGCGGAGUCCUUUGGCGUCAUCUACCCGCGUCUGCCCACCCCGAUCGGCAUCGGACCCUCUCCGUCCUGCCUGACGGAGGUAGCAUGGUGGGAAGUGGGAGGUGGUGUAGGAGGCCUACCGGCGAGUCAUGCCUACUCGACUAGGGCGGUGGGAGGUUGGUGUCGCGACGCCUUCGCAUUCGUGGAGCAGCAGAAGAGACAGCAGAGGGCGAUGACGGUUGAGGACGUGGACUUGGGAAGGGGUCCGGGCCAGGGAUUGAUGAUUGGUGGAGCUACGUCGGGAGUCCACAGAGAGGAGAGGACUUCAGCUGCGCCCUUGCACCAAGUGUCGCCCUAUACAUUGCCAGCAAGAGCACACCACUCUCAUCAAAGUGAGCAGCCAACGGAUCUGAGCGAGGAUGACAUGUGGGCAGCUGCAGAGCGCUUGAGUACUCAACAUACCUCGAAGCCUCCCAUUGCCGCGUCCGCAUCAAGGAAUGGGGACAUGGCCUCCGACAGCGAGCAUGAUUUUCGGGCUCCCCUGACGACGGGACUACCACGCCAGCGCGAGGAUCUACACGACGAGUGGCUGCGAGUCGCGAGAUACCAGCAAGAGCGCUUGCAGCGAGCUCACGAGAGGAGGCAGCUUCUUCGCGGGUCUUCACAGUGCGCGCCCCAACAUGCAACGCUCGCAACUCCGCAUCUCGUUCCCUGGCGAUAUCGUCUCACACUCGGCUCCCUCGACUCCUGUUCCCUCCCUCACCUGCUCUGCUCCCUCCCUACCCUGACGCACGUCCACCUGACCCUAUACCUUGGCACUCACCUGGACCAUGACUUGCUCGAGCAUCAGCUCCGACUCUGCCUCGACACCUCGCAACGCUUGCCCCUACUACGCUGCUUAGAGGUCAGGGUGGGACAUGACGCGAGAGGAGGAGGGGCAUUCAGUUCGAGGCUGGCCCGUGCAGCCUUUGAGAGGACAGUGAAGGGCGCAGUUGAAAGGGUCGGAGAUGCACGAUGUGCGUUUUUUGGGGACAUUAAUGCUGAUGCUGCAGAAGGGGGAGGUCCGAGACUGCCUGGUGAUGGCAGCCGUCUGGUCAAUGUACGAGGGGACGCCGUGACGGCGUGGGCGCGCGAUGUGGACGAGUCACGAUGGGGAAGCUACUCUGAUGAGGAGGCAACCGAAACCGACGUUAGUCAGGCCAGGGGAAAGCCUUGGAUCAACGGUUGGCUAGCGCGAGACCGUCAUGGGACGAACGAUCCCAUCGAGGAGUGACACUGGACAAAGAUUUGUCCAUUGAAAUGAUUGCACAUUAGAGUAGACCUUGGUGCUCGUAGUCUGUCUGUCUUCCCCUUGUUGGAGCCCGCGGCGAUUACGAUCGCCACAUGCCAGCGAACUCGACAUCGUCGUUGCUACUGCCGAGGAGCAGCUCCAUGGUCCAAAGAACCAGUGUGACGCUCACCGUCGAGAAGCGCCAGAUGGU